AUGGCAACAAUGUAUCUCUCCGGGGAUGUGAAGCUGUGGUGGCGGACGCGAUAUGAGGACGUGCUGGAGUGGGGGGCCGUUGCGAGAUCAACGCCUGGGGGAGGAACUAAAUGGAGAGCUCAAGGAAGGGAGCAGUUCCUGCCUGGGAACGCAGCAUGGCUCGCACGAGAGUCCCUAAUGCGGACCGGCACUGUUCGAGAAAAUCAAAGCAGACCGUGGGGGACUGACCCGAGCUAUAGACAAAGAAGGACUUUGAUAGAUAGAAUAAGGCACUCAGACAUCAAAAAGAGGGCUACUUCACUAUGA
This is a messenger RNA of Prunus armeniaca (apricot), 306 nucleotides long. The record is from the annotation of a GenBank genome assembly. NCBI's taxonomy places the organism in Eukaryota, Viridiplantae, Streptophyta, Magnoliopsida, Rosales, Rosaceae.